UUAGUAAAAGUUUUAUGAAGUGAAAUUAAAUCCACCAAAUCUUUCCAAUUCGAGGUAAACACCUUUUAAAGAUUAGUCAUCAUAAAUGUUUACCGUAGUGGAAACCAGGAAGACAUGUAUGAGUGACAAUAAUGGAUGUAACGACAAAAGAGGAAAUCUGGUAUACAAAAGAUCAAAACGUGUGCAACACAGCUCCAAGUGUCGUUGAUUGUGAUAAAGAUGUCCCUGUUAUCAUCGCAAAGGAGAGUAACGAAGGCGACCCCUUGAUAUUUGUUGAUGAUUAUUACCACCCGGAUGAGACAAUAUGCCCUCACUGUAAAAACUGUGUCCAGCCUGUAGUCGACUAUAGAAUGGGGUUCUUACCAUUUCUUGUGAUGUGCUUCAUGAUAAUGACGUGCACCUUUGCCCUCCUGUCGUGGCUACCGCUGAUAGACAAGAGAGUUAAGACGGUCAUACACUACUGUCCCUCUUGUAACCGCGAGAUCUGGAGGCUCAUCCGGAUGUGAUUCUCGUGUGGCCUUAACUUAGACUGACCUUACAGGCAGACUGAAGGCCGGUAUAUCUUGAUGCAUGAAGAAUAAAAUGUGAUAUUUUUAAAGAAGCAAAGUCUAGCUUCUAGCUCAGAAAAAAAUCCCUUAUAUGUAAAUGUCCUGGAGAAUUUGGGAAAUAUCAUAAAAUAUUUAUCAAGCAUAUCGUUUAUCGCUUUAUUGAACUCAUAACGUUUAUCGCUUUAUUGGAGUGAUGUGUAAUAGCGAAUUAAGUGCUACAUGUAACAUGCUACAUAUGUGCACAUAAUUGCUAGGAUCAUUUUCAUUUGUAUAUUAUUUUUACCAAUUUUUCUAUUUCAAUCCUUAGAUAUUCUUUGUAUUAAGUUUCUUUAUAUAAAUUUUCUACCUGUAA
Messenger RNA from Magallana angulata, 900 nucleotides. RefSeq names its product cell death-inducing p53-target protein 1-like. Gene Ontology annotation, molecular function: zinc ion binding. Bases 132 to 506 code for a protein of 124 amino acids. The record is from RefSeq and is a predicted model, not a curated record. The transcript is spliced from 3 exons. Lineage: Eukaryota; Metazoa; Mollusca; Bivalvia; Ostreida; Ostreidae.